UGGAUUUCAAUCGAUCACCUGCUACGAUUGUUAAUUCGCAUUGUAUCCAUUUAAGGUUUGGGUUUACCUUCAUUGCUACGGUCCUGUUAAAGUACCGUUAUAUCUGACAGAGCGUUGAACUACAAAUGGUACGCAUUAGUGUAGUAAAGCCACCUGCGGUAUUUUUCGAAACGAUAUCGACAAAUACGCUUCAGCCAAUUGUUUUAUUUUUACAAAAGAAACACUUAAGUUAAAACUAGUUAUCGGCAGACAUAAUAAACGCGUAAAAAUUAUCUUAAUUAUACUCGGUAUUCUUAUUGCGAGAAUAAUGAGGAAGUACGUGAUAGUCGAUGUUACCAGAAUACGUUGCAAAUAAUACACACGUAGCUGUUAGUGCGAUCGUGAAACUCAAAGCCGGUAGUGUAGUGUUACCCGGCUCGUCAAUGUGCAUCUAACUCUCAGGUAUUUUGUUUAAUACCGAUGUGUAUUAAUCGUUAAACCGUGUAUAAUGUGUAACUCGAUGCAUAAUUAGAUUAUAAUGCAAGAAAUAAAAAUGGAUCUGAAGAAUGGUGGAAACUUAGAGGAAAAAAAUAAAAAGUUAAAGAAAAAAGAGAAGUCGGUAUUUUGGACGUACGUGCUGUGGAUGUUCGGAGGUUUACUUGGUGCACAUCACAUAUACCUAGAACGAGACGCACAGGCUUUCAUAUAUUUUAGCACUUUGGGAGGAUAUGUUGGUCUCGGAUGGCUUCGAGAUAUCUAUAGGAUUCCCUCGUAUGUCCAGGAUGCAAAUAAUCAUCCUAACUUUUUGAAUGAUUUUAAGCAGAAAGUUCGAAACAAUCGCAAGCCGCCAUUCUCGACAGUGCGAUUCGUUACCGAAAAUGCGGUUGCAUAUUUUUGGGCGGAAAUAUUUCGCAAUGCGAUUCCGGACGACGAAGUGUUUGGAAUAAAUUUUAGGCAUUUAAUAAUUCUGACACCAUUGGUCAUUGCUUUAGGUGUCUGGAUAGUAGGGAACAUAGGCAGGGAACAGGGUUCCAUAUGGAUUGCUCUUUGUUCUGCAUAUUUAUUAUAUCCAACGCUACCUUAUAUCGGAGACGACAGCAUGUGGAUAUUUUUGAUGGUCGUUGCUGCUAGUUUAAGCUUCGAUACGUUCAGCAAACAAUGGAGAUUAAAACCAAGAAAGAAAAGACACUUUGUUCAAAGGAUUUUUUACCUCGGUAUAGCUGUCGCAAUUUACGUGUCUUUACUAGGAUCGUUCUUAUACUUUAAUGCCGUUGUCACCGACAGCGAGGGUGAAGAGAUUAAACUAUCGGAAGCUAUCCAACACUUCUUAACGUCUCCUAUAUGGGUCGAUCUUAAGGCCAGUCUUGAAGCAACCUGGAAUCAGGCGGUACAUCAAGGCUUUUGGGCAACAUGGGCACAACUGAUAGAUCUCACAGAUCCUAGGGGAGAAAUAAACGCCUACAAGAUUUUAGGCCUUUCCCAAACGGCUACGCAAACAGAGGUAACGUCUCGUUGGAGAGCUCUCUCGAGAGACAAUCAUCCUGACAAGAUAAAGGGCACUGAGGAGGAAAGGAGACAAGCUCAAGAGAAAUUUAUGGAAAUACAGCAAGCGUAUGAAAUUCUUUCAAAGGCUAAGAAUCGUAGGCAACGUCGAAAUAGAAAAUCCGAAUGACCCGUUUAUUAACGUUACUUAACGUUACGUUAAUAGAAGAUUCGUUGUAAAUCAACUGAAAUUAUUGUAACAAUCAUUUUGAUAUUUCGUAGAUUAGCGAUAAACGAAGGUUUGUCGUAUUAAGAAAAUGUUGCGCGCGUCGUAAAUGUUUAUUCUAAAAGAUACAUUUUUUACAAUAUUCCACCAACAAUAAGACGAGGUACGACGAGACAAACCGUAUUCAUUGAUCAUACAAACCUGCGUUGUAAAGCGUUCCUCUACCUUGUUAUCUCUUAUUAUAGCAGCGUGCUCUUUUGUCCAAGGCAUUGCUGAUUCGGAAAAUUUGGCACUACGCGUUCUAAUACGAAACACAUAACGUGUACAUGUAUAGGUAAAAUUUUGCACGAUAUGUUCUAUCUUUGUAAUACGAAUACUGUAUACAUACAUAUAUGUACUUACGUAAGUACCUAUUGUACUGUAUUGAUUUGCCUUAAUAAGAAAGAUUGUUUUAGCUCUUAAUAGUGAAAAAAUAUCGUACAAAU
This is a messenger RNA of Bombus pascuorum, 2172 nucleotides long. It is a transcript of the gene wus, whose product is annotated as dnaJ homolog subfamily C member 22. Gene Ontology annotation, cellular component: early endosome; plasma membrane. Bases 518 to 1651 code for a protein of 377 amino acids. Gene Ontology annotation, biological process: endocytosis. The transcript has 5 exons. Lineage: Eukaryota; Metazoa; Arthropoda; Insecta; Hymenoptera; Apidae. The record is from RefSeq and is a predicted model, not a curated record.